Molecule: messenger RNA, 1314 nt
Organism: Pseudomassariella vexata
Lineage: Eukaryota; Fungi; Ascomycota; Sordariomycetes; Amphisphaeriales; Pseudomassariaceae
Product: putative clathrin-associated adaptor complex medium chain
Exons: 3
Coding region: 1-1314 (437 amino acids)
Biological process (GO): clathrin-dependent endocytosis; intracellular protein transport
Cellular component (GO): cytoplasmic vesicle; AP-2 adaptor complex
Molecular function (GO): clathrin-cargo adaptor activity
Source: RefSeq, a predicted model, not a curated record
AUGCUGUCGGGGAUUCUGAUAUUCAACCAGAAGGGCGAGAACCUGAUCUUCCGGGCCUUCCGCAACGACUGUCGGCCCCGUCUCGCCGACGUCUUUCGCAUCCAGGUCAUCUCGAACCCUCAAGUCCGUUCGCCCAUCUUGACUCUGGGCAGCACCACUUUCAGCCAUGUCAAGCACGAGAACAUAUAUCUGGUAGCCAUCACCAAGAGCAAUGCCAAUGCCGCGCUGGUCUUCGAGUUCCUCUACCGGCUGAUCCAGCUGGGACGGGGUUACUUUGGGAAGUUCGACGAGGAGGCAGUUAAGAACAACUUUGUGCUGGUUUACGAGCUUCUGGAUGAAAUCAUCGACUUCGGGUACCCCCAGAACACCGAGACCGACACGCUGAAGAUGUACAUUACUACUGAGGGCGUCAAAUCCGAGCGCGCAGCCGAAGACUCGGCCAAGAUCACCAUGCAAGCAACCGGUGCGCUUUCAUGGCGGAAAGCAGAUGUCAAAUACCGCAAGAACGAGGCUUUCGUAGAUGUCAUUGAGGACGUCAACCUCUUGAUGUCGGCUACAGGCACCGUUCUUCGCGCUGACGUUACCGGUCAGAUCAUAAUGCGCGCCUAUCUGUCCGGCACCCCCGAAUGCAAAUUCGGGCUCAACGACCGGCUCCUGCUCGACCAUGACGGCCUGCAGUCACUGCCCAGCGGCAACAGAUUGGGCACAAAAGCCACCAAAGCUGCUGCGGGCAGCGUGACUCUCGAGGACUGCCAGUUCCAUCAGUGCGUCAAACUAGGGAAAUUCGACAGCGACCGCAUCAUCAGCUUCGUACCCCCCGACGGUGAAUUCGAGCUGAUGCGCUACCGAGCCACUGAAAACGUCAACUUACCAUUCAAGGUUCACGCCAUCGUUAAUGAAGUUGGCAAGACCAAAGUGGAAUACAGCAUUGGUGUCAAGGCAAACUUCGGGAGCAAGUUGUUUGCGACGAACGUUGUCGUGCGCAUCCCCACGCCGCUCAACACAGCCCGCAUCACGGAACGCUGCACCCAGGGAAAGGCCAAGUAUGAGCCCAGUGAGAACAUUAUUGUGUGGAAGAUUGGGCGGUUCACGGGGCAGAGCGAAUAUGUCCUCAGUGCUGAGGCUGAGUUGACGAGCAUGACAAACCAGAAGACUUGGUCGAGGCCUCCUCUGAGCCUGAACUUCAGUCUGCUCAUGUUUACAAGUUCGGGGCUGUUGGUGAGGUACUUGAAGGUCUUCGAGAAGAGCAAUUACUCCAGUGUGAAGUGGGUGAGAUACAUGACUCGAGCAGGCUCAUAUGAGAUCAGGUUCUGA